UGGUGGAGCCACCGCUUAUACCGGGGACCCGAAGGCAAGAAAGUCGAGAUACUGUAUAGCAAAACAAAGGCCGAAUCAGAAGCCAUCGCCCAGCGCUUUCUCGGUGAGCCCAUUAUUGGAUUCGAUAUGGAGUGGCCGUGGGACGAUUGGAAGAGAGAAGGCUUGCAAAACAAAGUCGGUUUAAUCCAAAUUGCUUCUGAAGACAAGAUCGGCUUAAUCCACAUCGGACUACAUUCGGGAACGACGACGGAAGAGAUCAUAGCACCGACAUUGAAAAAGCUCAUUGAAGAUCCAAAGGUUGGAAAAGUGGGCGUCAGUAUACUCGCCGCGGACUUCGCUAGACUGAGUCGGUUCUUUGAUCUCAAGCCAAAAGGUGCUCUUGAGUUGAGUCAUCUGUACCGAUUGGUCAAGUUUGGGCCACAGAAGCCAGAACUCGUCUCCGUCAAACUUGUGAGUUUGGCGCAACAAGUCGAGGCACAGCUUGGGUUGCCAUUGUACAAGGGCAAUGUGCGGACAAGUGAUUGGAGUAAGCCGCUGUCGCAGAAGCAAAUCGACUAUGCAGCUGGAGAUGCGUACGCCGGAUACAUGCUGUACAAAUGUAUGAAUGCGAAGCGCCUGGCAAUGAGGCCUACUCCUCCUCCGCCAAUAGACGCGGGGAAAUAUCCAGGCAGAAAAACGUCGAGAGAUGAUCCCAUCAUUUUAGACGUUGGGGAUGGCACCACCAUCACAACGGAGGAAUUUUUUGGGGUCAAGCCUGCGAAGAGCGUGACACCAUUGACAGCACCAGUCCCAGAACCAACUACAGAUCCACUUGAUGCUACAUCGCAGGCCCUGUAUGAUGCGUUACUCGCGCGCCGGGCGCUUGUUGCUGAGAAAGCAGGCAUACAACCAACGCAAGUCAUUCACGAUUCUAUACUCAAAGCCAUUGCACUCGCGCGCCCCCAUGACACGCCUAGCCUUCUUGCAGUCAAAGGCAUCGGCAAGGUUCAGCAAUCAAAGUACGGCGACGGUUGGCUCGAGGUUGUUUCACUUUUCCUAAAAGCCAAUGACAUCGAGCUACCGACCAGCGCUGCCGACCCUUCAGCGUCAAAGACGGAAGCACCAGCUCCUCAGACUUUACUGCGGACCCAGAAACAGCGUCAAGUUUCUGUAGACUCAUCUUCGUCUUCAUCAUCCCCGGCGUUCGAUGACCCCCCAGUUCCCAAGGCCCCCCAGCUACGCACAGGUCUCUCAUUCACCCUAGCUGAAUCGUCGCUCGGCGCAACCAGCACAGCACUAGACAGCAAAGACGCCGACUACAACUCUGACGACAGUCUCCCAUCGCUCGACUUUGACACGCCUCAAAUCGCCACAUCCAUAGCCUCCAGCGCAAAGCGCAAACGGAACGAGAGUCCAACAGAGCCACAAUCACAAAAACAAAAACAAUACAACAGAACCCACGGCUCGCCUGUUCAAACUCCACCACACCCUGAAACCCCGCACUCCACAGCGGGCCCAUCACAACCUCCGCCAGCACUCGGCCUCGCUUCUCGCAUCGCAAAAUCUAAACUCCUGGCUUUUAGUAACCUCGUCGCGAGUAAGCUGGCGGCGGAGAAGAAGAAGCGCCUGCAGGACCGCGACCACGACUCAUCUGCUGCUGUCAGUGCGCCCCAACUCGUCACACCGCAUACGCUCGACUUGAUUGUGCAGGCGCGGCCGCAGACGCAGGCGGAACUGGAGCGCAUACCUGGUGUCGACGGAUUACUCGUGGCGUGUGAGAAGACGGGCAUGAAUUUGUUGAGGAACGUGGUGAAAUUUGUGGGAGCGGGAAGC
Messenger RNA from Exserohilum turcica Et28A, 1812 nucleotides. RefSeq lists its product as uncharacterized. The record is from RefSeq and is a predicted model, not a curated record. Gene Ontology annotation, biological process: nucleobase-containing compound metabolic process. The transcript has 2 exons. The annotation marks the transcript as partial. Gene Ontology annotation, molecular function: nucleic acid binding; nucleotide binding; 3'-5' exonuclease activity. Gene Ontology annotation, cellular component: cytoplasm; nucleus. NCBI's taxonomy places the organism in Eukaryota, Fungi, Ascomycota, Dothideomycetes, Pleosporales, Pleosporaceae.